Molecule: messenger RNA, 3575 nt
Organism: Striga asiatica
Lineage: Eukaryota; Viridiplantae; Streptophyta; Magnoliopsida; Lamiales; Orobanchaceae
Source: the annotation of a GenBank genome assembly
AUGGGAUCUGAGCCCAGUGGCAACGAAAUGAUUGUAACUCAGAUUAGUGUUGGCGGGCUGGACAAUAAAGCCACAGCCGACAUGCUCGUCGAUUUUUUCGAAGACGAAAUCGGAAUGGUUUCGAGGUGCCGGCUGAAGACCUCAUCCACUCCCCCGGGUUCGUACCCGAAUUUCGAAAUCGAUACACACAACAUACAGCGCAAAGACGACUACGAAAAAGUCGAACCCCAUGCCUUUAUCCAUUUCGUAGUCGCACGCUCGGCUACAUCAGCGCUAGACAAGGCAGGCUGUGGGAAGCUCGUUUUUCGCGGCAAACCCUUGAGAAUCAGUUUAGGACCGGAAAACCCGCACCACAUGAGCCAGAGGAGACGAACCACGAAACCGUACAAAUUGCCCGACGUUUUAGUCGAGAUUGGUGUCAUGCGAAGCCGGGAGGAGCUUCUGGUCGGCUGGAGAGGGCCUCACAAGGGCGUUGACUUUCUCGUUGACCCGUUUAACGGGAGGUGCAAGCUCCAGUUCUCGAGGGACACGGCUUUCUCAGCCACGGGCGAGGCUAAGCCUGUCGUGAUCGGGUGCGACUUCAGGAUUGAGUUCAUGCCUAGGGAAAUCAUCGAGAUUAAACAGUGCAAAGAUUUUUCGUCCAUAAUAUUUCUGCUCCAGCUGUCGUCAGCGCCUCUGGUCUACUACCGAACGGCGGACGACGAUAUUCGAGACCCGAUGCCUUUCGAUUUGUUGGACGACGACGACCCAUGGAUCCGAACAACCGAUUUCACGCCAAGUGGGGCCCUCGGCAGAUGCAACACUUACCGAAUCUCUGUUCGGCCGCGAAACGGGAAAGCUCUCCAAGAUGCCUUGGAAUAUUUGCGUACGCGUAGGGUUCCGGUUAUCCACGGAAGCCCGAGGGAGCGACUUAAAGUGUGUGACGAGCCCGAUUUCGGCCAGCCCAUGUCGGACCAGUUCUUCUGCAUCCAAUACCGAGAGGGUAUCUCCUUCAAAACUCUCUUCUUAGUGAACGCCGUCUUGCACAAGGGAAUAAUCAACCAGCACCAGAUGUCCGAGAAAUUUUUUGACUUGCUGAGAAGUCAAACUGAGGAAGUCAACACAGCUGCCCUCAAGCACAUCUGCUCGUACAAGCGUCCCGUGCACGAUGCCCUCCGUGCACUGAGCCUUGUCCAAAGAUGGCUGCUGAGUAAUCCAAGGCUUCUAGAGCAGCCCUUGAAGGAAUCCUCCGACAUUAUCGAGGUCCGUCGUCUGAUAGUAACCCCAUCCAAGGCCUACUGUCUUCCCCCGGAAGUCGAGCUCUCGAAUCGUGUCCUCCGCCACUACAAGGACGUGGCCGACCGCUUCCUUCGGGUCACGUUCACGGACGAGGCCAUGCUCACGCUCAACAAAAACGUCCUCACCUACUACGUGGGCCCCAUGGCCCGGGGCAUCACAUCGGGCUCGGGCCCGCAACGGACCGCCAUGUUCAAGCGGGUCAAAGAUGUGUUGACCGGCGGCUUCCACCUGUGUGGCCGAAAGUACUCGUUCCUCGCGUUCUCUUCGAACCAGCUGCGUGACCGUUCGGCGUGGUUCUUCGCGGACCACAAGAGCACGGGAGUCGCUGACAUCAAGAGCUGGAUGGGGAGGUUCACUAACCGAGUGGUGGCCAAGUGCGCGGCCAGGAUGGGGCAGUGCUUCUCGUCGACCUACGCCACGGUCAACGUCCCGUUGACCGAAGUCGACACGAAGAUCGAGGACGUCGAGAAUAACAACUACCCGGGUUUUUUGAACAGGCAAAUCGUCACGCUUUUGUCGGCUUUGGAAGUUAAGGACAACGUGUUCUGGGAAAUGCAGGAGAAAAUGGUCUCGGGGCUUGAUAGAAUACUCGAGGACACGGAUACGGCUUACGAUGUUCUCAGUGGUUCGUGUUCCGAUCAGGGGAAUACGGCUGCUAUAAUGCUAAGCGCCGGAUUCCGGCCACAAACCGAGCCUCACCUUCGGGGGAUGCUGACGAGCAUUCGUACAGCUCAGCUCGGGGACCUGAGGGAGAAAGCGAGAAUAUUUGUUCCUUCCGGAAGGUGGCUGAUGGGGUGUCUGGACGAGAGUAGGGUACUCGAACAUGGGCAGUGUUUUGUCCAGGUGUCAACACCUUGUUUGGAGAAUUGUUUUGUGGGCCAUGGGCCGGAGUUCUCGGGGUAUGAUAGGAAAAUGCAGGUGGUUAGAGGACUUGUGGCUAUAGCAAAGAAUCCUUGCCUUCACCCGGGGGAUGUGAGAAUUCUGGAGGCAGUCGAUGCGCCGGAGCUGCAUCAUUUAUACGACUGCCUUGUUUUUCCGCAGAAGGGUGAAAGGCCCCACCCGAAUGAAGCUUCGGGGAGUGAUUUGGACGGGGAUUUGUAUUUUGUGACGUGGGAUCAGAAUCUUAUUCCUCCGAGUAAAAGGAGCUGGACGCCUAUGGAGUAUGCUCCUGGCGAGGAAAAAAAACUGCCGCGUGACGUGAAGCAUUCGGACAUAAUCGAGUUUUUCACAAAAAACAUGGUGAACGAGAGCCUCGGAGCCAUCUGCAACGCGCACGUGGUCCACGCUGACUUAAGCGACUACGGCGCCCUCGAUGAGAAGUGUGUAAAACUAGCCGAGCUUGCUGCUAUAGCAGUCGAUUUCCCCAAAACGGGCAAGAUGGUAAUUAUGCCCCCGGAGCUCAAGCCAAAGAUGUACCCCGACUUCAUGGGUAAAGAGGAAUUCCAAACUUACAAAUCGACCAAAAUUCUCGGCAAGCUCUACCGUAAAAUUAAGGACACUUAUGAUAAAGGCUACGAGUCCUCUUCUUCCGAUUGUGCGUUCGAUUUUGAAAACGUAACCUACGAUAGUGCGCUUGAGAUUGCAGGGUCCGCGAACUUUAUUGACGAUGCAUGGAGUCGAAAGUGCUCGUAUGAUGGGCAGCUGCUCGGGCUUUUGGGACAGUACAAGGUGAACAGAGAGGAAGAGCUUGUGACGGGACAUAUUUGGUCGAUGCCUAAAUACACGAGCAAAAAGCAAGGGGAACUGAAGGAGAGGCUGAAGCAUGCGUACACGAACCUGAGAAAAGAAUUUCGGAAAAUAUUCGAGACGUUAGGUUCAGAAUUUGACAGUCUAACGGAUGCAGAGAAGAAUUUGAUGUAUGAGAAGAAGGCAUCUGCUUGGUAUCAAGUGACGUACCAUGAGAGGUGGCUGAGAAAGUCGAAGGAGAUGCAGAUGGUGGAUGAUGGCGGGAAAGUGGUGAUGCUGAGCUUUGCGUGGAUUGCGGCUGAUUACUUGGCUCGGAUUAAGAUAAGGCAGAGGAAGAUGGAGAAUGGUAUCUCGUCGAGUAAGGCUAUUGAUUCUCUUGGAAGGUAUUUGGCUGAUAAAAUCUGAUCUCUUUUUUUUGCGUUGUUUUGUGUGAGGCUGUAAGGCCACUCUGCCGCUUAUGAAAGUUGUUGCACAAGCAUCUGUAGUCAUGUCCUCUGCCCUUUUGUUGGUUUUUGCUUGUUUUGUGAAGAUUUAUUAUUACUCUUUCCUAAUUCAAGUUUUGAUGCUCGUAUUUUGGUGACUCUAUAUUAAGAUUUUUACUCUUUCCUAAU